Messenger RNA from Carlito syrichta (Philippine tarsier), 1161 nucleotides. It is a transcript of the gene CD300LG, whose product is annotated as CD300 molecule like family member g. The record is from RefSeq and is a predicted model, not a curated record. The transcript is spliced from 8 exons. Gene Ontology annotation, molecular function: transmembrane signaling receptor activity. Bases 1 to 1161 code for a protein of 386 amino acids. NCBI's taxonomy places the organism in Eukaryota, Metazoa, Chordata, Mammalia, Primates, Tarsiidae. Gene Ontology annotation, cellular component: plasma membrane.
AUGCGGCCUCUGGUUCUGCUGUGGGGCUGCCUGGUGUUCCCAGGUUAUGAAGCCCUGGAGGGCCCGAAGGCGGUCAGCGGGUUUGAAGGUGACACCGUGUCCCUGCGGUGCACGUACCGGGAAGAGCUCAGGACCCACCGCAAAUACUGGUGCCGGCAGGGCGGGCUGCUCUUCUCCCGCUGCGCGGGCACCCUCUACGUGAGCGGAGGCCAGGAGACCACGGCCGGCAGGGUGUCCCUCAGCGACAACCCGCAGGAGCUGGCCCUCACCGUGACGCUGCGGGACCUCUCCCUGAGUGACGCGGGAAAAUACUGGUGCGGGGUCGACAGGCUGGGCAUUGAUGAGUCGCUCCUGGUCUCUCUGGUCGUCUUCACAGGGCCCUGCUGUCCUCCCUCCCCCUCCCCCUCCCUGCAGCCUCUUGCUACCAGGAGCCCGCAGCCCGAGGCAAGACCUGGGCACACCCGGCGCCCAGAAUGGACGUCUGCUGCUCUCUCCCCGGCAGUCACCACGGCCACGCAGGGGAAGACAGGGGCCGGGGCCCGUCCGUUCACAGGGACCCCGCGACACGCAGGAACCUCUCCGUAUGCGGGGACCCCCCCUCACACGGGGACCCCUCCUCACGUGGGGACCUCUCAUGCAGGGAGCUCCCCUCUGGCCGUGCCGCUCGACUCCACCACAGCCAGGGACACCAGUGUUGCGCCCAGGAGCGGCAGCUCCAAGCCCAGGACAUCCAUCCCGAUGGUCCGAAUCCUUGCCCCGGUCCUGGUGCUGCUGGCCCUUCUGCUGGCCGCCGGCCUGAUCGCUGUCGGCAGUCACGUGCUCCGGGGGAGGAAGGAAGCGCAACUGGCUGCAGAGACUCAGAGGAACGAGAAGGUCUACCUCUCACACCUGACUCCAGGGGAAGAGGAAGCCCCUUUCCAGGACCCCGAGGGGAGCGUGAUCCCGAUGCCUCCCCUGCACAUGUCCGAGGAGGAGUUGGGCUUCUCCAGAUUCGUCUCAGUAUGUGGGCCCACGGGCCUAGCCCGUAACAGCCACGAGAGACACUCCCUCCUCCUCUUCAGUGACACUGUGGGUCCACUCGUCAAAGGUGAUGGUGUCACGAGAUGGGAAGAGGCGCAAUCCCUGAGUUACCGCUGGGAGUGCCACUCAACCCACGCGUGA